Messenger RNA from Phanerochaete carnosa HHB-10118-sp, 2358 nucleotides. RefSeq lists its product as uncharacterized. The record is from RefSeq and is a predicted model, not a curated record. Gene Ontology annotation, molecular function: voltage-gated chloride channel activity. Bases 1 to 2358 code for a protein of 785 amino acids. Lineage: Eukaryota; Fungi; Basidiomycota; Agaricomycetes; Polyporales; Phanerochaetaceae. Gene Ontology annotation, biological process: transmembrane transport; chloride transport; intracellular iron ion homeostasis. Gene Ontology annotation, cellular component: endoplasmic reticulum; fungal-type vacuole; early endosome. The transcript is spliced from 19 exons.
AUGACCUCGACUAGACACCCGCAGAAUAUGCAAGGCGAAGGAGAUGAGGACUUUGAACUUAUUAGGCGUUACGAGGAUUUCACCACUAUUGAUUGGAUACAAGAUUCCAUAAUCGAGCGAAACAGGCGUAUCCGAAAGGCGAGGGAGCUUCACACCGUCCGCCGCGGACCACGAAGCAAAGUCUCUUUGCAGUGGGCAUGGGUCCAACUCAAGAGGAUAUGGGAUGCUGGACAGAGCUGGCUCGUCGUCAGUUUAGUCGGAGCAUGCAUUGGCGCAAUCGCCGCACUUGUUUCCAUUAUCACGGAAUGGCUCUCAGACCUCAAGAACGGCUACUGCUAUGACGGCUGGUGGCUGAACCAACAAUUCUGCUGUUGGGAAAUUGAGUAUGAGGACGAGAGCGGCUGCGAAUCUUGGCAUCUUUGGGGUGAUACCGUUCUUACACAAUGGAUCAUAUAUGUCGUGUUCGCGGCUAUCUUUUCUUCCACCGCUGCCCACCUGGUCAAGAACAUUGCGAAGUACGCUGCGGGCUCAGGUAUCUCAGAAAUCAAAUGUAUCCUGGCGGGAUUCGUCAUGAAGGGAUUCCUUAGCUUCUCGACCCUCGUUAUCAAGAGCUUGACUCUGCCUUUAGUCAUCGCAUCUGGGCUGUCAGUCGGAAAGGAAGGUCCCUCAGUGCACCUGGCGUGCUGCGUAGGCAGCGUUGUAGCUGGUCUGUUUACUCGCUUUUCGAAAAGCCAUGGAAAGAUGAGAGAAAUCCUUACCGCGGCCAGUGCGGCUGGUGUUGCCGUAGCAUUUGGUUCGCCAAUUGGAGGCGUGCUAUUUUCUAUCGAGGAAAUGACUAGCAAUUUUAGCAUCAAGACGAUGUGGCGGAGUUUCGUCUGUGCUUUGGUCGCCACUAUCACGUUGGCCGCUAUGAACCCGUACCGUAGCGGCAAGCUUGUCUUGUUCCAAGUCACGUACGACCGCGAUUGGCACUUUUUCGAGAUCAUCUUCUUUGUCAUCUUGGGUAUCUUUGGGGGACUAUAUGGCGCCUUUAUGGUCAAAUUCAACAUGCAAUGGGCCGCUUUUCGUAAAAAGCACCUUGUCAACUAUCCAGUGGUAGAAGCGGCGACGCUUGCGACGCUCACUGGUGUUAUUGCAUAUUGGAACAGAUUUCUCAGAAUCGACAUGACUGAAGGCAUGUCCAUACUUUUCCGCGAAUGCGAAGGUGGAGGUGACUACGACCAUCUGUGCCAGACGUCUGUCCAGUGGUCCGUUGCUAGUUCAUUGUUUCUCGCGACCAUCAUUCGUGUAGCUCUAGUCGUGAUCUCGUAUGGCUCUAAAGUCCCUUGUGGUAUCUUCGUCCCCUCGAUGGCGGUUGGUGCAACCUUUGGCCGUAUGAUUGGUAUAAUCGUGAAGGCCUUGUGGAACGCGAACAAGGAAUCAGGAAUAUUUGCCGUUUGUCAGCCUGAUGUCCCAUGUAUUACUCCCGGCACAUACGCAUUCUUGGGGGCGGCUGCAGCGCUGAGUGGUGUGAUGAGAAUCACCGUGACUGUAGUUGUUAUUAUGUUCGAACUCACUGGAGCUUUAACAUAUAUCCUCCCGACUAUGAUUGUUUUGCUUGUCACAAAGGCUGUCGGCGACUUCCUCGGGACCACAGGCAUUGCUGAUGAGGCAAUACGAUUCAACGGAUACCCCUUCCUGGAUAAAGAUGAUCACGCGUAUAACAUGCCUGUGUCCCGAGUGAUGCGCACUGGCCUUCACACUCUACCUGUGACAGGGCUUACAGUCCGCGAAAUAGAGGAGACACUCAGCUCAACGGCCGUACAAGGAUAUCCCGUCGUCACGAAUGAUGGUCGUAACAUUCUCUCAGGCUAUAUUGAUAGAGCCGAGCUGCGAUAUGUGCUAGAUAAAACAAGGAAGAUACAGGGCAUUGCACCAGACACACCGUGCUCUUUCGCAUCUGCGAAUGAGGACCACGAGGAAGUGAUAUUCUCUGAUAUCGUCGCCGGCGCCGGAGUGGGUAUGGACGAGGAUAUCUCUACGGAGCUCAUAGAGACAACUGCGACGCACGAAGUGUUGAAGCUUUGGCCUUGGGUAAACCAGACGCCUCUUUCAGUCUCUCCACAUCUACCGCUAGAGGUUGUCAUGCAGCUCUUCAAGCGCAUGGGGCCUCGGGUGAUUCUUGUCGAAGACCAAGGCGUACUCUGUGGUCUUGUCACCGUCAAGGACGUCUUGAAGUAUACGCUGACGGAAACAGGUGAAAGGCGCUCGCGAUGGGACGAGACCCAAUUCGAGGGCAUUGUGGAACAAAAUUGGACUUUUAUUACUACUUGGACUCACGCGGCAAUGUCGUGGGGUCGUAGGGUAUUGCGACGGUGA